Molecule: messenger RNA, 1174 nt
Organism: Ornithodoros turicata
Lineage: Eukaryota; Metazoa; Arthropoda; Arachnida; Ixodida; Argasidae
Product: protein sidekick homolog
Exons: 5
Coding region: 162-908 (248 amino acids)
Molecular function (GO): protein binding
Source: RefSeq, a predicted model, not a curated record
UAAGAAGGAGCACUCCGUUCAGGAGCGAUAUGAUCUGAAACGACUAGUGUAACACGACAAUCCAACCCCGAUCGACUGGUGAAACAAGCUUUCUCCAUAGCGGAGCAGAAAAAGCCUUCCAAAUCAACUAGUGGAAUUCCCCAUUAGACGCAGGAGCAAAAAUGAUGCGUAUCCCUGCUCUUCUGCUACUAAUUUGUGCAACACCUUCGGCUGUACAUGCAACAGGCGAUGGACGCGUUCGCCGGACACUAAGAUGCCUUCCCAGAAAGAUUGCCUUGUUUUUUGUUAAUCCAACGAAAACCGGUUUCGAAGUACAACUGCCGGUGUUGAACAUCGGCCGCCGAUGCAGGGGCGAAGCUCAAUACAUCAUACGUUGGACACCUCGAGGCGAAGAGACCCGUGAGGAAAGGGUCCCGUGGCAUCAGCAACAUUUCAGUGUGGAUGGACUCAAGCCGUGGACGACAGUAGAUAUUGAGGCACAUAUGGAGUAUAAAGAUGAUCAGGAAGGAAAGUAUGAAGAUACCCCUCUGAUAAAAAAGGAUACCACAACGCUGAAAGGCACACCAUCGCCACCACUGAACUUACGAGUGGAUGAAAUAGAGGAGAGAGCAAUACGGAUUACCUGGGAUGCUCCCGAAACACCGAAUGGACCCAUCGACGGUUACGUCCGCAGAGUCUGCUGGGGAGAGCAGCACUGCGAUUCAAGAGGCGAUAGAAUACGUGGAAUAGAAUCUGACACAUACAACAAAACUGCUCAGUACCUUAGUGGACUGAGGCCCCUCAUGUACUACGGCAUCAGCCUCCGCGCUUUCAACGUGGUCGGCAAGCGCGAGAGACUGUACAGCGGCCAAACCAAGCUCUGCGUGAGGUUUCCUCCUCCACGUAAGUUUGUUUCCGAUGGUCUGUAAAGUGUCUGUAUAGUUUGGGGGGGAUGUUUAUAUAUAGUUGUAUGUAUGUGUGUAUAUUUAACCAAUUCCUGUUCUUCACUGUCCCAGGGAGAACUUUCUCUCGUGUUCAGCACUCUAAACACAAACGCUCACCGCCGCUGAGCGCUGUUCGCCGUUCAUAAUUCUAUCGUUCUGCCUUCUGGCAUGGCGAGACUGUUGGCGAACCUUAAAAUCGCGAUGUGUGUGCAGUGGCAUAAAAGUCCAGCCCGGGCUCAAAACGGAAACAU